GUCAACAAGACAUAAUAGGAUAUAGAUCUCAUUCUUGCGAGAACAUGGUCUAGCAGGCAUUGGUCUUAAGGCCGAGACAGAGGUGCUGGAUACAAGAUGGCCGAAUCUUCAGACACACCCCUGGAGGCAGUUUCAGGCACUAACAACCAUUCUGUUCGCGCCGAGAGUACCACCAAGAAUGGAGAACCCCCCACGUCAAACUCAGACGACAUGUUCCCAGAAAGUGUGUCCUCGUCAUCAGUUAAAGAUGAACUCUUUCUUGGGACAUUAAAAAAGGAUGACAGUGGAAUUGAUCUGGAAAAGUCACCUACUGCUAGCGCAAAAGAGACUUUGUCUGACGGUGAGGCUGAGGAUUGUGCGAAAGAUUCUCUCAAUAACAAUUCGUCACUUCUGCAGAAUGAUUCGCAAAAUGAUUCAGCCGUGCAGAGUUGUUUUGUCACAGGAUCGGAGGAAAGCCCCGAUCUUUCCGUUGACACUGAAUCGGAGAAAUCUUCACCUACGCAUUCUGCCGAUGUGGAAACUUCAGAUGUUGGUGAAGUCGAUGGGCCUGCAGUCGGUGACGCUGGUGUCGAUUCACCACAUAUAUCUGACUCGCCUGCUAAUUUCCGAAAUGAUGUUUGUGACAGUGUUGAGUUGGCUUCGGAAUCUACAGAUACUGACAGACGUAAACGAUCGCAUCUCGACUCGAGUGUUGAUGAUGACGAUGAUGAUGAUGAUGAUGACAAUGCUGGUGUGGAGGAAGUGGUUAAGUCGGAUGAUGAUGAUGACGAUAUGGAUAUAGGUUGUGGGAAAACACCGCAACACAAGUGGCAUGCUCUUUUCGACCUGCGGAAUCGGGAAAUUGGAUAUGCUAAUACAACUCCACCGUCGUACUUUCGUGAAAAAGUUCAAGGCAGUUUACAAAUGGUGCAGAGACUGAAACUUCAGUAUGGGAUGGAAUACCACGAUGGCUGUGUAAAUGCUUUACAUUUCAAUCGGAUUGGAACACUUUUGGCCAGUGGUUCUGAUGACCUGCACAUUGUUCUGUGGAACUGGAUUAGAAAUCGCCCAGCUCUUGCAUAUGAAAGUGGUCACAGAAGCAAUGUAUUUCAGGCAAAAUUCAUGCCAUUCAGUGGAGACUGCCACGUGGUGAGCUGCGCGCGGGACGGUCAGGUGCGACUGGCCGAGCUGUCGCUGACGGGAAUCUGUAAAACAACCAAGAAACUCGCACAACACCGAGGAGCUGCUCACAAGUUGGCUCUUGAAUACGACUCGCCCCAUUUGUUCCUGAGCUGUGGCGAAGACGCAGUCACCUACGAAAUCGAUCUCCGUGAAGAGAAACCAAACAAAUUGUGCACCACCAAGGAAAAUGAUCGCAAGGUCGCCCUCUAUUCCAUCCACUCAAACCCAAGCAAUUCAUUUGAGUAUUGUGUUGGAGGCCGUGACCACUACAUCAGAAUCUAUGACAAAAGGAAAAUAGCUGAGGACACUGAUGGCGGUGUGGUGAAGAAGUAUUGUCCUCACCAUUUGAUCGGGAAUGAGACGAAGGCUAAUGUCACGUGUGCCUGUUAUAAUUACAAUGGGACAGGGGUACUUGGAACAUACAAUGAUGAAGAUAUCUACAUGUUCAGUAAUGAGCACUCGGAUGGAGCUAAUUAUAUUCACAGAUAUCAGGGUCAUCGCAAUAACCAAACAGUGAAAGGAGUAAAUUUCUACGGCCCGCGGAGUGAGUUUGUGGUGAGUGGCAGCGACUGCGGCCAUGUCUACAUGUGGGACACCGAGACGGAGAAGAUUGUUCAGUUCCUAGAGGCAGACAAUGGUGGAGUGAUUAACGUACUGGAACCGCAUCCGUUUGCCCCUAUUCUGGCCACCAGUGGACUGGACCAUGAUGUGAAAAUAUUCGCACCUACAGAAAUGGAGCCCACAGAUUUGAAAGGACUUAAGAAGGCGGCUCGCCGGAACAAGAAGGACCGCGAACAGGAACGUCUGCAGGAACCUGACAUGAUAGACGGACAGAUGCUGUGGUUCAUUAUGCAUCACUUCAGGCGGUCGGCACGGAGACGGCGUCGGGAUGAAGGUGAAGAUGUCUCCAGCUCGUCAGAAAGCGAAAGCUUUAACUCGGACAGUGACACCGACCCCGAACAACCGCAAACCGAGUAAAACAAAAACAAAAAUUGUGAAUUUGUCAACUUGUUAAAGCCCCUUUAGCUACGAACAGUCGUUUUGUUUUCGUGUGUGUGUGUGUGUGUGUUUUUGUUCAUGUUUGAUGAUGACAAAACAAAAUCUGCUAUACUUCUAGCUUCGCCAGGAAGGAGAGGAUGUGUCGAGUUCGAGCGAGAACGAGAGUUCAGACACGGAUAGCGAACCGGACGAGCCCCAGCGACUCCAGUGUCACCAGUCGUAGUCAGUCGUGCAUGACUCGUGCCCCGUCUUUCGCGCAUCACGUAACAGAAAUGUUUGUUUGCCACCAGUCAGAUCACGUUUUCUCUCGCCGUACAAACAGAUAUGUGCUGGCUUUUUUCAUUCAUGGGUUUAAGUUGGCCGGAAAUUUUGUUACAGAUUUGGCAACUUAUACAGGACAGCAGGUUAGCCAGUUUGGUGAAUUUUGUUUCAUAAUGGGUUAGCCAAUUUUGUUUCAUAAUGAGUUAGCCAUGUUUCAUGAUGGGUUAGCCAAUUUUGUUUCAUGAUGGGUUAACCAAUUUUGAUUCAUAAUGGGUUAGCCAAUUUUGUUUGAUGAUGGGUUAGCCAAUUUUGUUUCAUAAUGGAUUAACCAAUUUUGUUUUAUGAUGGAUCAGCCAAUUAGGUAAAUUUUGUUUUAUAAACCUACGUGAUGAAUUUUGUUUGUUAAUGGCUUAAUCUAUUUAGUGCAUCUUUGUUUGAUAAUGUAUUAACCAAUUUUGCUAAUUUUUAUUUGAUACUUGGUUAGCCAAUUUUAUUUUGUAAAGGCUUUGUUAGGUGAAUUUUGUUUCCUGAUGGAUUAACCAUUUUGGACAAUGGAUCAGCCAGUUUUGCAUAAAAAAGAAAGAGAUUUAAAAAAAGGUUUAUAAUGGGUUAGCCAGGGGUUUUUGUAGCUAAAGAGUGGACAGCAAAUAUAACAAACAUAGCUUACUUUUGGUGGAUUCAUUAUGAAAUAUAUAUUCGCCAAAAUUAUAUUUCAAAUUGUAUUUGCCAAAUUACAGAUGUUAACAUCAUUGUUCUUUGUAUUCCUAUUAUUUACACAUGCAUGUUAGUUUGUAAUCUGAACACAAAGGUCUGUAUGGCCAACGUUUAAAAUACAUUGUUUGAUGUCAUCUCGACUGUAUUCAGCCUUUAUGCCAUUCUUCUGAUAUUUUUGCAGUUUAAUAAUAAUGCAAAAUCUGGCUAUUUUAGGACACACCCUCCAUGUAAUAUAUUUUGAUGCUAAGACCACACUCUUCAAAACUAUAUAAUUAUUUUGUCACACCCUUUUUUUCACUGUCAAUGUGAUAUGAUUGGAUCAUCAUUACAGGGUUUUAAAGAGUCCAAGAUUGUACAACCAUUUAGUUUUUUUUAGUUUCUACAAAUGUAGUUUUCUGUUGUUCUUGAAAGUUUAUUUAUGUUACACUACCAGGGGUAAAAAUUUACACUGCCACUUUUCAAAAGGAAUUAUAGUGAAUUUCAAAAAGCAAUACUCCAUCACAGAAUGUACUUACAAUUUAAAGAUACUGGUAAAACAAAAUAAACUCUAGUUUUUGGAAGGGUAAAACCUGUGUUUUUUGACCCCUGGUUAAUCAAAUUUGGUAUUGUAUAAAUAGUUUUGCCAGGUUUCAAAAUGGUGGCACUCUUACAGGGCUUCUAGAUUAUGGUAGCCCCACUCCCAUGGCUAGUGAUAUUCAGUGUUGGGCUAGUAAAUGACUACUAUAACUAGCCCAACGGCUAGUGGGAAAAAAACCCUUGUCAAAUG
This is a messenger RNA of Gigantopelta aegis, 3901 nucleotides long. Its product is annotated as DDB1- and CUL4-associated factor 8-like. Bases 97 to 2139 code for a protein of 680 amino acids. The transcript is spliced from 14 exons. Lineage: Eukaryota; Metazoa; Mollusca; Gastropoda; Neomphalida; Peltospiridae. Gene Ontology annotation, cellular component: Cul4-RING E3 ubiquitin ligase complex; cytoplasm. The record is from RefSeq and is a predicted model, not a curated record. Gene Ontology annotation, molecular function: protein binding.